GUAAUCGAGCCCUGACUGAAACAAUCAACACUAUGAAGAAGCAACUAGAGAAGCAACUAGAGACUAGCCUAGAAUAGACUCAGCAAAACAAAAAUUGAUUCUUGCUCUUCCAAGUUCAAUAUACAAAUUACAAAACUAAUACAUAGAUCGUUGUUUUCUCUACUCGAAAAUGGAAUUCGUCGUCGAAGAAGGCAAACACCUUAACGAAGAAUGCUCCACUUUGAUUCUGCCAGCUUUAUCGAUUGGGAAUGUGGGGCAGCUGGCGGUGGAUCUGUUGAUAUCGUCGAUGAGAGCAGAGAGAAUCGGUUACUUGGAUGACCCAAAUGUUCUUCCCUGUGUUGGCAAUGAUGCUUACUCUCCCACUCCUCAAGGCCACCUUGUUCUCCCUCUUGAAGCUUAUGGCUCAUCUUCCAAUACGUUGACUCUUGUUCAACAAAGAUCUCCUGUUGUGAAGGGGAUGAUGGUUGAAUUUGCAAAGAAUGUGGCUGAUUUUGCUGCUGAUAGUGGAAAGAAGCACAUUGUUGUGCUUUCUAGCUUAGAUUUUGGACGGUGGCAAACAAUUGAUAUGUCAAGGGGGGACGUCUACAAUUACCUUUCUAGUGCCAGUAUGGAUGGAACAGAUGAUGACUGUGAGAGACUUGGGUGGAAAAGACUUCAGGAAUAUAACCCUGAGCAGAGGCUGUGGAAGUAUCUUAGCACCUUAGCUGAAGGAAAUGUUGAACUGGACGACAAUAUGCCUUUUGAAGAUGAACUGGGAAAAAAUGAUUACUAUCCAACUUUGCCUUUUGCUGCACUGUUUUCUUGUUUCAAGGCCAAAGGUUUGAAGGUCACUUGCUUAUUAUGUUAUUGCUCGGAAGGAGAUAAUAUACCAGAGGCUUUCCACCUUGCUGAUGCGGCAUGCAGUCUUUUGGGUCUGAACCCUAAUAAUUUUCAAGGCAAUGAAGGCAGCAAAUGGAUUGUCCCAUUUUCAUGGCAGACUGUGUAUGGACCUCCCCCAGAUAGGUCUCUCUUUUAGGUUUGACCCAAUGAGGUAGGUCAGCUAGGAUGCCGGAUUGCUUGUUGUAAUGUCGAGUUUUUAAAGAAUUGUAUAUUCAUCUUGGCCAUGUCAAGAUGACAUUACUUUUUUUUUUUCUUUUUUAAUGAUGCAAGUACAAAAAUGCUUUUUCUUUCCUUUUAUACGCUAAAUGCAAAUGGGACUUCAGUUUUUGUUUGAACCUGUAACCAUCUUUUUGGUUUAUAAUCUAGAAAGUAAGGGCAUGUUUGGUAUUGACUUCA
Camellia sinensis is the source of this 1275-nucleotide messenger RNA. The record is from RefSeq and is a predicted model, not a curated record. NCBI's taxonomy places the organism in Eukaryota, Viridiplantae, Streptophyta, Magnoliopsida, Ericales, Theaceae.